AUGUCGACCAAGCAAGAGAAUGAGGAGCACUGGAGCUCGCAGGCAUAUCAGAAUUCAGCUAGUUUCGUGCCAAAGUUGGCGGGGAAAGUUAUUGGGUGGUUGGAUGUCCAGGAAGAUGAUAUGAUAUUGGAUGUUGGGUGUGGUGAUGGUAUCAUUAACGUGCAGCUCGCCCAGACCCUUGCGAAGGGCAAGGGGAAAAUACAUGGUGUCGACGCCUCACCUGCAAUGAUAGCAUCCGCACAAAAAGCUGCAGCUGCUGAUCCAGCCGCGAGUAAGACUUGCUCCUUCGAAGUGAUCGACGCCACCCAACUAUCCACUAACCCUUCACUCCAGCAAGAGAAGUACGAUAAAGUUUUCUCCAACGCAGCCAUGCAUUGGAUUCUACGUCAUGAGGACACGAGGAAGGAUUUCUUUAAGGGUGUGAGAGGUGCCUUGAAAGCUGGUGGGACGUUCGUAUUUGAGAUGGGCGGUAUGGGGAAUGUAGCUGAGAUGCGCACCGCACUCCUCAGUGUAAUUGGCCGUAAAAUCGGCUUUCCAAAAGCACGAGAAGUCGAUCCGUGGUUCUUUCCUGACGAAACCUGGAUGACGGAUAUGCUCGAACGGACAGUUGGUGGAUUCAAGGUCGAGAAGAUAGAGCGGGAGUAUAGACCUACGAAGGUGGAUCAGGGUGGGAUUGAGGGCUGGGUUAGGUUAAUGGGGAAGCAGUUUUUUGAUGCGGUUGAGGAGGGGCAGGAGAGGGAGGAGUGUGUGAAGGAGGUUUGUGAGGUGCUGGAGACUGUUUGUGCGAGUCUUGGGGGUGGAGAGUGGAUUGGGUAUGUGAGGUUGAGGGCACUUGUUAGGAAGGUUUGA
Molecule: messenger RNA, 849 nt
Organism: Cadophora gregata
Lineage: Eukaryota; Fungi; Ascomycota; Leotiomycetes; Helotiales; Ploettnerulaceae
Exons: 5
Coding region: 1-849 (282 amino acids)
Source: RefSeq, a predicted model, not a curated record